UCACCUGUUGGUCCGCUUUAAGGCCACCUCUAUCUCUCCUCCCCUGUCCCUCUAUCUCAAAAUCCACAAGGCCAAAACCCAGAAGAAACUAGACCAGAAGGUUCUCAAGUCAUGACCAUGGCUUCACUGUCAUCACUAUCAGUAGACAUAGCCACUACUUUCGCCUCUUUAACUUCUCGCCAUCCCACCACACUCCGCUCCACCAUCCUCCCUUUCUUACUAAAACCACAAAGAACCCAUCAUCCCGUCCUCAAAACUACACCCCUUUUCCAUCGCCGCCGCUUCUCCGUUUCUGCCACCGCCACCACUUCUGCCCCUCAGACUGAAGACUCGGACUUAACCACCAAGAUUCCUCCCGAUAAUCGGAUUCCUGCCACCAUUAUCACCGGUUUCUUGGGCUCUGGCAAGACAACGUUACUUAAUCAUAUUCUGACUGCUGACCAUGGGAAGCGCAUAGCAGUGAUUGAGAAUGAGUAUGGUGAAGUUGACAUUGAUGGCUCUCUUGUUGCUGCGAAAACUGCUGGGGCUGAGGACAUUAUAAUGCUCAACAAUGGUUGUUUGUGCUGUACAGUGAGGGGUGAUCUUGUCAGGAUGAUUGCGGAUUUGGUUAAGAGGAAGAAAGAUAAAUUUGAUCAUAUUGUAAUAGAGACUACAGGGCUGGCAAAUCCUGCACCAAUCAUUCAGACUUUUUAUGCUGAAGACCAGGUUUUUAAUGAUGUCAAAUUGGAUGGUGUUGUGACGUUGGUUGAUGCUAAACAUGCUCCUCUCCAUCUCGAUGAGGUUAAGCCAAAGGGAGUGGUGAACGAGGCAGUGGAGCAAAUUGCUUAUGCUGAUCGGGUUAUAGUAAAUAAGACUGAUCUUGUUGGUGAGCAAGAAAUCGCUUCUUUGGUGCAGCGGAUAAGGAACAUCAAUCGUAUGGCUAGUUUGAAGCGCACACAAUAUGGAAAAGUUGACUUGGAUUAUGUCCUCGGCAUUGGAGGAUUUGAUUUGGAGAGGAUUGAGAGUGCUGUCAGUGAUGAAGAUAGAAAGGAAGAUCAUGCCAGCCACGACCACGAUCACGAUCAUGAUCACCACCACCACCAUCAUCAUGACGAACAUGACCAUAAGCAUGAUCAUCAUGAUGAUCAUCAUUCGCAUGACCACACUCAUGACCCUGGUGUUUCUUCUGUCAGUAUAGUCUGUGAAGGGAGCCUAGAUCUAGAAAAGGCUAACUUCUGGCUUGGUACUUUAUUGAUGGAACGUAGUGAGGACAUCUACCGGAUGAAAGGUUUAUUAUCUGUUCAGGGAAUGGAUGAGAGAUUUGUAUUCCAGGGUGUUCAUGAUAUAUUCCAAGGUUCACCUGAUCGGUUAUGGGGUCCCAAUGAACCCAGAACAAACAAAAUUGUGUUCAUAGGGAAGAACUUGGACGCUCAGGAAUUGGAGAAGGGCUUUAAAGCCUGUUUACUGUGAGAUUUAAAACAUUAAGUCAUUCGGAUAAUAUCUCUUUAUAUUAUGUUCUUGAUUAGUGGACAAUUUAUGUGCAACCGAUUUUUUUUGUUUACUUUCUUCGAGGAACAAUGAGUUGUUUCCAACAUAAAUUUCAAAAUAGAAAGACCACUGAAAAGGGAUGGCUGAGCUA
Populus nigra (black poplar) is the source of this 1618-nucleotide messenger RNA. RefSeq lists its product as uncharacterized. The transcript is spliced from 10 exons. The record is from RefSeq and is a predicted model, not a curated record. Lineage: Eukaryota; Viridiplantae; Streptophyta; Magnoliopsida; Malpighiales; Salicaceae. Gene Ontology annotation, cellular component: cytoplasm. Bases 112 to 1449 code for a protein of 445 amino acids.